CCCAAGACCCGUGGGGCGGAUCGAUAAGUGUGUCUUAUCGCGGUGCGAUAUGAUGUUUUAUCAGUUUGUAUAAGGCGAUAAUGAUACACCCUACACUUGCUAUGCAUUCGUGGCUGUACCGUAAUGCUGCUGGCUGCUAGUCAUUAGUGUGUCAGCUGAGUGAAAAGGUUGAACCGUGGUCAACGCCGUACUGUGAAGAAAAAGUCACCAAAACGUCGGUGGCGCCACACGGAACCGUGAGCUAACGUUGCACAGUGUUCCAACCUACUAAAACCAUCAAGAUGAGCUGCGCCCAGUGUAUGAGCAAUGUCGGCGAGUUGAUUAUGAACAAUAAGCUGGUCACAUUCCUUAGUGUGGCCCUGUUUGCGUUCGUGAUCACCGUGAUAGCGUUGGCCGUAUCGAACAACAAUAAUGCAGCCGAUUUGGACGAGUGCCGGGCACAGUUGGACAAACUGUUGAGCGCGACAACGACUACGGUGGCCACUACUACUACUUUGGAAACUACGACGACAGUAGCGCCACCACCGGGACCAGCAUCAGGCUAACAUCUGCAAACCGGGAACACUUAUCCUUUCAGCGUAACAUUUUGCGGGAACACAGCGAAAUACGUGUGCCUGUUUUAUGAAACUUAACAAUUAGUUGAGAACCGUGCGCAGCAUGCGAUCGGGGGAAAUCUCGUCGUCAGGUGAAUCUGUUGAGGCGGUGGAUGCAAGCGUUGCACUGCGCUGGAGUAAAAAAUCGGAACAAUAAACGACAAACGAUUUUG
Anopheles cruzii is the source of this 766-nucleotide messenger RNA. RefSeq lists its product as uncharacterized. The coding region runs from base 282 to 545 and encodes 87 amino acids. The record is from RefSeq and is a predicted model, not a curated record. NCBI's taxonomy places the organism in Eukaryota, Metazoa, Arthropoda, Insecta, Diptera, Culicidae. The transcript is spliced from 2 exons.